Messenger RNA from Plectropomus leopardus (leopard coralgrouper), 2289 nucleotides. It is a transcript of the gene cd93, whose product is annotated as CD93 molecule. The record is from RefSeq and is a predicted model, not a curated record. Gene Ontology annotation, molecular function: calcium ion binding. NCBI's taxonomy places the organism in Eukaryota, Metazoa, Chordata, Actinopteri, Perciformes, Serranidae.
CAUGAGCAUGACUGUUAGUCUCAGCCCGGCACCACUUGUUUUUGGCUUCGAAUGGACAACCACAUAUUGCUCACAUUUCACCCCAAAAUCUCCCGGGGACCUUGUGGAUAUCAGCUUAUUUGUUGAUCUCUAUGGCAAUUAUGCUGUGGAUUUUUCUAGUGCAGCUCAUCAACAGCUUUGAGGGUUUAUCCGCAGCUCAAGAUGAGACGCUGUGCACCUCCGACGCCUGUUACACACUGCAUACGGACUUAGUGACCUUUGAGGAGGCCCGGCAGUACUGCUUCCACUACGGAGGUUAUCUGAUAACGGUGAGAGACAUAGAAGAAGAGGAUGUUCUGCGCUCUCUUCUUUCACAGAUCCAACGUCCACUUAAAGUUUGGAUCGGAUUAAAAUUGAACAGAGGGGACUGUGUGCUGCCAAGAGAGGCUCUUUUUGGGUUUAAGUGGGUAUCUGGGGAGGAAGAUUCCAGUUACUCCAACUGGGAGAAAGAACCUGACACCACCUGCACGAGAGAGAGAUGUGUAGAGGUUAAUUACAACUUAUCAGGUCAACUGAAGUGGACUGCCGGACCUUGCAAAAGGUCUUCUUUUUAUGCAUGCAAGUUUUAUUUCAAGGGAAUGUGCAAACCUUUGGCUCUGCUGGGGCCGGGACAGAUAAUCUACACGGCGCCUUUCUCUCCAAAGCCACUUAGAAGUGAAAUGCAAUCAUUUCCACUCGCAACGUAUGCUACAAUUUCAUGCAACGACCAAGAGUCUCAUGUCUCCCUGUGCAAUGACGUGGACAACGUCUAUCGUUGGACUGUCCCUGGUCCGUUUUGCAAAGCAGGGAAGCAAAGUUGUGCAAUAAACAACGGCGGAUGUGAACAUUUGUGCCGCCAGCAUGCAGAUGAGGUUCGAUGCCUUUGCAAAGAUGGUUACAACCUCGGUGAGGACGGACUAGCUUGCAGGAUGAAAGACUUGUGUGGCGCUGACACCUGUGAGCAUCAGUGCAUAAUGAGGGAGUCUGGGUAUUACUGCAAAUGCCCACAUGGGUUCAAACUGGAUGCAAACCAGCGUAACUGCUCUGAUAUUGAUGAGUGCAAGUCAAAAGCCUGUGACCAUCAUUUGUGUGUAAAUACACACGGCAGUUACAUGUGUGUGUGUAAUAGCGGCUACGAAAUGGUUGAUGGUGCAUGCAUUGAUGUGGACGAGUGUGUGCAGACAAGAUGCGAGCACAGCUGCUUGAACAAUGUUGGAUCUUUCUCUUGUUACUGCAACAAAGGCUUCAGUUUAGCCGAGGAUGGCCUCUCAUGCGAAGAUGUUAACGAAUGCGUCAGUAAUCCAUGUCUGUUCAAAUGCAUUAAUACUGACGGCAGCUUCCUGUGCACCUGCCCGCAAGGCUUCCACAUGACAGAUUCAUCAACCUGCACUCCAGACAACACGGAGACAUCAUCUGCCUCAUCAGACAACCCAGCUGAGGAGGAAACACAAGAAAACGUCACCGAGUCUUUAACCAGAACCACAGUGGAGCUCCAACACCAGUCCCCUCACACCGACGCGCCACUCCCAGCCCUGGUCAAUGUCACGCACAGUGAUCAGCAGAACAAUGCGUCCCUGGUGACAAGUCUGGACAAGACAGUAAACUCCAGGGUGAUCAUCUGCGUCCUGGGUUCAGUCAUCCCUCUGCUGCUGUUGAUCGCAGUGAGUCUGGCGAUCGCAAUAUUUCGAUGCAGUCGCUCCAAAAAAGAAGCCAAGAAAAUGACCACUACGGACGGGUACUGCUGGGUGUCUUCAGGUUUGGAUCCGCGUUUAGAGAAACUAUACGAGUCCAUCUUGACUGAUGACCUAUGACCUGAUGGUGGUGGAGAAGACUGUGUACAUGGAUUAUCAUGUUUAUUUAUGUAAAUUUUGUUCUUGCAAACCUCUCAAGGGUAUGUGUUGUUUUCAUUUUUUUACAUAUCAAAUGACAUAUCAGAAAAACCAUUUAAAAAUUGUGACUUUGGCAAGAAGUAGCAACUUUAAAUACAUGUAGGUGUUGGUGAAAAACAACUGUUAUAUAGAGGAUGUGUAAUGAGGGUGACUGGAUGUAGAGAAAUAAAAGUUUGAACCAGGUGCCAGAUGAUCCCAGAUGACCUUUUGAUUUGAGUUUAAUCCUUUAAAACCCGGGCAAUUUGCCUUGAUUUCUUUCAAAAUCACAGGAAGAAAGCAUUGAGUGAUGACAGAAGAAAUUCCACAGAAAUUAGCCAGCAAUUAUUCCCGAAAAUUACCUGAUAAUUAGUGUUUCCUUUUUACUUUAGACACAUUUCUUUUG